GUGUGUGCAUGGAGCAGCGCUGGGAGAGCGCCCGGCAUCGGCAUGGAGUGGCUAAUUAAAUAAACAGCUCAUUAAGUGCCGUUAGCGGGCUGCGUUUGUGCACGCGUUAGGUCAGCCGUUGUGUGAGAUGCUGCCAAGUGCUGGUGUCUAUUACUUCCCGUGGGAGAUCAACAGCUCAGUCCCUGAGGGGCAGACACUGAGGACAUUUGGCAGGUUAUGCUGCUAUGACCUGGCCCGGUCUGAAGCCAUUCUCACCACGCAGCACAACUCGGCUCACUACCAGGUCUGUGUUGACACCAAGUUUGUGGAGCCAUUCCAAGCCCAAGUGGGAUCUUCCUAUAUGGUCCUGGGAGAGGCUGAACACAGGGAAGAAACUUCCAGUCCUGUGGUAAAAGCACGAAUAUUGACCUGCGUGGAAGGGAUGAAUGUGGCCCUGCUGGAACAAGCCAUACAGGAGCAGAGGAAAUACUUCAAAGAGAGGCAGGAGCAGAGGGAAAGCAGCACAUCCUGACAGCAGCUCUGAGACCAGCCACACGCUGGUCCUUGCACUGCCAUUUGCAACAAAUAUGUUAAAAGCCAAUUAGGAAGUGUGUUUGCUGUGGCAAACAGCAAAGUCACUGAGCAGGGAAACACUUGAAGACUGAGUCAAUGUGUGGGACUGUGGGCUGUCCAUUCCUGCCCCAGGUGUCAUGACUGAAAAUAGCUCUGGGAAGCAGGUUUGUUGUUUGCUUGGAAGGGUGGUUAAGGAAAGGGAACACUUGGUUUACACUGCUUCUUUCAUAAUGCACGACAUGAAGGAGUCAGAAGCUCUGAAUCUGGAGUUCAGCAGCUCACCUUUGGCAGAUGGGGGAAAGGGCAUUAGCACAAAGUUCAUGAGCCCUGCCUGGCUGCGGGCCCAUGAGUGCCUGUGUUGGGGUACCCUGACUCAGCUGCCACACAAACAAGCAUUCCUGGCAAAACACUCAGCCAUCUGCACUGACCAAAGGAGCAAGAAGAACAAAGAGUCACUAUUUUCAGUAGCACCUGCCUCUUCAGGUAGGAAGAGCUAGUAUCUAAGGGGAGGAUUAAUUUUAAUUCUAAAAUAAAUAUUUGCAGUAGCCUGAGUACUUGUC
Molecule: messenger RNA, 1112 nt
Organism: Melozone crissalis (California towhee)
Lineage: Eukaryota; Metazoa; Chordata; Aves; Passeriformes; Passerellidae
Gene: TEN1
Product: TEN1 subunit of CST complex
Exons: 4
Coding region: 128-511 (127 amino acids)
Biological process (GO): negative regulation of telomere maintenance via telomerase
Cellular component (GO): CST complex
Molecular function (GO): single-stranded DNA binding; telomeric repeat DNA binding; telomerase inhibitor activity
Source: RefSeq, a predicted model, not a curated record